This is a messenger RNA of Alligator sinensis (Chinese alligator), 1106 nucleotides long. It is a transcript of the gene ANKRD22, whose product is annotated as ankyrin repeat domain 22. Gene Ontology annotation, molecular function: protein binding. The record is from RefSeq and is a predicted model, not a curated record. The coding region runs from base 177 to 752 and encodes 191 amino acids. NCBI's taxonomy places the organism in Eukaryota, Metazoa, Chordata, Crocodylia, Alligatoridae. The transcript is spliced from 6 exons.
CUAGAAAACAAAUGUAUCUUUGGAAAGGCUUGGGUAUCAUCGAUAUCACUCAGUUAAGUGACUUUUGAGAUAAAAUAUUAAUUUGAUUUAAACAAACUCAGGAGCAAUUCAAAGUCAAGUGAACCUGUCGAUCAGGUGAGCACGAAAAGGCUGUAGUCAAGCUGCAAAUAACAAGCAUGGGAAUACUUUAUUCAGAGCCCAUUUGCCAGGCAGCUUAUAAUAAUGACUUCAAUGAAGUUCAGCUGCUGUUGCAAGAGGAUAGCAAUUAUUUGAACAUUCAGGACAGCUUUGGCGGAGACACACCCCUAAUCUGUGCCUGCAAACAGGGACACAAUAGAAUAGUCAGUUAUCUUUUGAAAAGAAACGCUGACAUCAACCUCAAAAAUAAGAAACAGCGUACUUGCUUACAUUAUGCUGUGAAAAAACGAUUUAAUUUCCUUGACUACCUGCUCAUCAUCAUCCUAAUGCCUGUUUUACUCAUUGGAUAUCUCCUCAUGGUGUCAAAGAGUAAGCAGAAUGAAAACCUAAUCAAGAUGUUACUCAAAGCUGAUGUAGAUGUUAAUGCUACAGAUUAUUCUGGUAGCACUGCCCUUCACUAUGCCUGUGAAAUGAAAAAUCAGUCACUUGUUCCCUUACUACUUGAAGCCCAUGCAGACCCUUCAAUAAAGAAUCAGGAUGGAGAGACACCACUGGAUAUAGCAAGAAGGUUAAAGUUCACCAACAUUGAGUGCAUGUUAAAGAAGGCAUCUUAGCCUUGAAUAGGAUGGUAUCAAGGUUGUUAGGCAUUCAAAAAUUACUUAUUUUGGCAGUCCUUAUUAUGCCAUACCAAGCCUGCAAAGCAGGAUGUUUUAAGAUAAUGAUGUUUAUCGGAGACAUGUAUUAUAUCUAUUGGUUGCAGUCAAGUACACAUGUGGCUGUGUGUUUUGCCAUGUCUAGAAGGAGUUAGCUUAUUUUCAUUCCAUUUCGACAGAAAAGUGAAUUUACCCCAAUGUUUAUUGCUUUAUUUAUACUAUCAUGGAAUUAAAAAAGGUAUCUAUGUUCAUUUUUUGAAAUGUAAUGUCUGUAGAUGUCAUUAUUCACAUUAUAUUUCAAAAUAAAAGUAUAUU